Molecule: messenger RNA, 1178 nt
Organism: Fusarium verticillioides 7600
Lineage: Eukaryota; Fungi; Ascomycota; Sordariomycetes; Hypocreales; Nectriaceae
Exons: 1
Coding region: 81-623 (180 amino acids)
Source: RefSeq, a predicted model, not a curated record
UCCUAUUAUGGAAGUGCGAGUGCUGAUAUAGAGAAAUCCAUGAAAAGGUCGAGUCCACAGAUGGGUAUAAGAAGCUGGAUAUGUCCAGAGUAACCUCUCUCACUUCACUAUCCACUCAAACACAACCACCACCACAAAGCCAAACUCCUCCUUUAUUCACAAUGAAGUUCACUGCUACUCUCUUCGGCCUCUUCGCCUCUCAGGCCCUUGCCGUCAACAUGUACUCGGCCCCCAACGCUGAGAAGGAGUGCGGUGCCCUCGGCGUCGCAAAAUGGGAUCUCGAUGCCCUUCCCGCCGGCACAGACGUCUCUGAGCUCCGCAAAUGCAAAGAGCAUCCCCUCUCCCUCAAGAUUCACAGCCGCAACCCUGACGCUACCAAAGUCAAUGUCCUUCAGAAGAGAAAGUGCACUUCAUCCAAGGGCAAGCCCAGGGUUGGCUGUGACAAGCAUUGGUGCUGGCAGAACUGCGGCAGUCCCAGGGAGGUCGAAUGGGGUGCGUGGUGCUGGUCUGCUCAUAAAUCUGGUACGGGUGAUUGGAUGGCCUGUAACAGUGUCAGUGACUGUCCAAGUGACGACAGCGCCUGCGCCAAGGGCGACUGCAACCAGUGUGGUUGCGGCUGCUAAGCUCUCAACACCUUCACGAUGAGUUGUUCUAAGAUGGAAACACGGUCACUUACUCGGGUACUUUUUGGAGGGCAUUCAUGAGUUGGCACAUAUUGGGACAAACUUGAAAUACGUAUGGCUGAGACUUCAUAUCCUAAAGGGAUGUCGACACUCUCUAGUUACAGAAAUACAAGCAGGAUUGCUUUUGGGGACUCUAAAUUAUCACUCUAUUAGGAAGCUUCGGAGGAUUAUCUUACUCUAAUUCAGUGCAAAAUCUUUAGUCUCGUGGCACGCAGCAUUGACGGUUUUCAUCGAUAUGGAGCAACACAGAGGCUGCAUAUCCCAGAAAUGUUGUGAAGUAAAGGAUCCUCAAUCUAAAGAUAUACAUUAUGAAUUGUUACUGGGCCUUAGCAGCGUUUCCAGUCUUGUGUCUUGUUGAUAUUGGUAUCCAUAUUCCAAGUCCAGUCAUACAAAACGAAAACUUGCUACAUUCCUUCUUUUAGCCCUUUUUAUAUAGAUAUCAAACCAUACCAACGCAAUAGUCUACAUAGCAUUGAAGAAACCAAUGUAAAACAC